Messenger RNA from Acromyrmex echinatior (Panamanian leafcutter ant), 1465 nucleotides. RefSeq names its product Diuretic hormone 44 receptor 1 (gene Dh44-R1). Gene Ontology annotation, cellular component: plasma membrane. The record is from RefSeq and is a predicted model, not a curated record. Gene Ontology annotation, molecular function: diuretic hormone receptor activity; peptide hormone binding; G protein-coupled peptide receptor activity. Lineage: Eukaryota; Metazoa; Arthropoda; Insecta; Hymenoptera; Formicidae. Gene Ontology annotation, biological process: cell surface receptor signaling pathway; adenylate cyclase-modulating G protein-coupled receptor signaling pathway.
CACAGUCUGCGUUGCAUGUGCCAUGUCGCGAAUGGAGCAACUUCUUUUUUAUCAAUUUUCAACCAUUUUCCAUGAUAUCGUAAUUAGCGAAAUGUGUGAAUUUUUUCUUUCAUAAAUCAUCGCGGCUAAAUCUAGCGAUAAAAUGUGCUUUUAGCCUAUUCAGUGAAUCAAAUACAGAGAGCGCAUCGAAAAACUUUCGAAAGAUACAUUUGUUUUCUCGAAUCGAGAGACUCAAUAGGAAGAAUAACGCUACGAGAGGUCAACGCAGUGAUCGGACAUGGCCUGGUUUCCCACAAACGGCUCAAAGCCGCUGGUCGGCGACAAUUACGUGUUGAAUGCUUUGAACUAUAUUAAUGAACUGAACGAGUCUUUCAAUGCUGAACAAUACAAGUGUCUCGAACGUAAACAAGAACAUGAAAACCAGAAGCAGGAACAGCAAGAAUGCGAAGUGAGCUGGGACACCAUACUGUGCUGGCCCCGAACGAUUUCCGGUACCUUGGCUACUAUCCCCUGCUUCGACGAGCUUAACGGAAUACCUUACGAUAAUACUCAAAAUGCCAGUCGCUGGUGUUGGCCGAAUGGGACCUGGGACAAUUACUCCAAUUAUUCUAUGUGUCGCGACGUGCGGUUACCAACCAUCGAGCCCGGUAUAGAAAUCACGACUACACUAUAUUUCAUCGGCUACAGUCUUUCUUUAUUUACUCUAAUAAUGGCGGUCUGCAUAUUCAUCUACUACAAAGAAUUACGGUGUCUCAGGAACAAUAUACAUACGAAUCUAAUGUUUACUUAUAUCCUGGCUGAUUUGACGUGGAUUUUAACUACUAUAAUGCAGGUAUCCAUGCAAACAGAUAUACCGACUUGCGUGAUAUUAUUCUCGCUUCUUCAUUACUUCCAUUUGACAAAUUUUUUCUGGAUGUUCAUCGAAGGUCUAUAUCUGUACUUGUUGGUCGUGAAAACAUUCACUGGUGACAAUAUCAAACUAAGAUUCUGCUUAGUGAUUGGCUGGGGUAUCCCGGUGCUUGUGAUAGCCCUGUGGGGAAUCGCCAAGUCGCUGGAUCAGAAAAUCAUGAACCACAUCAUGAAUCAACCUAACCAGGAAGUGGUACUUUGGAGACAUUGUCCCUGGAUGAUACCGCAUCCGUAUGACUGGUUUUAUCAAGCGUCCGCUGUAAUAGUUCUAGCAGUGAACAUGAUAUUCCUUUUCAUGAUUAUGCAGGUGCUGAUAACGAAGCUUUGGUCUUCUAAUAACGUGGAGACGCAGCAAUAUCGAAAAGCCAGUAAAGCUCUCUUGGUAUUGAUACCACUUCUAGGAGUGACAUAUGUGUUAGUCAUAGCUGGACCUACUGAAGGCCAAGUCGCCAAUGCAUUCUCUUAUGCGCGUGCGAUUCUGCUUUCUUCGCAGGGAUUUUUCGUGGCGUUGUUUUACUGCUUUCUCAAUACUGAAGUACAGAAUACAGUUAUGUAU